Molecule: messenger RNA, 8395 nt
Organism: Salarias fasciatus (jewelled blenny)
Lineage: Eukaryota; Metazoa; Chordata; Actinopteri; Blenniiformes; Blenniidae
Gene: nfat5b
Product: nuclear factor of activated T cells 5b
Exons: 13
Coding region: 161-4180 (1339 amino acids)
Biological process (GO): calcineurin-NFAT signaling cascade; regulation of transcription by RNA polymerase II; cytokine production
Cellular component (GO): transcription regulator complex
Molecular function (GO): RNA polymerase II cis-regulatory region sequence-specific DNA binding; DNA-binding transcription factor activity, RNA polymerase II-specific; transcription factor binding
Source: RefSeq, a predicted model, not a curated record
CAGACGCAGUCCAGCAGUUGUAAGAGUCUGACUUCUGUCCCAAGUUGUCCGAGCACAAGUUGAGAGGUCUUCUGGCCGGCACAGAGAAAGUGAAGUGUAGCUGAGCGUCGCCGCUGUGCGUGACUGAGGGUGUCCGGUUUCCCCCGUCCGAGGGAUUGAGAUGCCCUCUGACUUUAUCUCCCUUUUCAGCGGGGACCUCGACCUGACUUCUCCCAGAUCCUUAUUCACCAAAGAGUCGGUGUAUGACCUUCUUCCCAGAGACUUCCAGUUGCCUUCCUCCACUCACCACAAACAGAAAGUCAUGAGUCAAACAAGCGGCGGAGAGGCAGGGCCUCUCCCUUCAGCUUCUCUAGCAUCAGAUGCCAUGUCCUCCUCUCUGACCGUGGAAGGCCCCCGCAGUGCUUUUUCCACCUCUUCCAGCUCCACGGCGCAUUCCAGUGCUGUAGUCGGUGACCAGAACCCGGUUCACAGCAGCAAUGUGGACCCGGAGGACCCCAGGAGCAGCAGAGUGGUGCCAGAGGUCAUCGGAAUGGGAGGGGAGAGUGGGAAUGGCAGCAGCAGUGGUGGAAACAGCAGGGGCAGCAGCGAGCUGGGAGGCGGGCGAGGCGUCACCCCCCAGGAGCCCCAACCGCACCACCAGAUGACGCCGUCUAAGCGGCGCACCAUACUGAACAUCUCUCCGCCUCCGCAAGACCUGUUUGACGACAGUCGCAUGUCCUGCCAGGAUGAGGCGUCCGUGGACUCGGAGCAGAGUAACAGCAUCUGGAUGGACGACUCUCUGUCCAACUUCAGCCUCAUGAGCAGCGUCUCCUACAAUGACAACACAGAGGUGCCGCGAAAGUCCCGCAAGCGUACCCCUCGCCAAAGGCCGGGUCCUAAGACUGUGCGGGCCGCAGAGGCCAGCAUGGAUGUGUUUGACGCAGACAGUGCAAAAGGGCCGCACUUUGUGCUGUCCCAGCUGGGGCCUGACAGCAAAACUGGAGCAAAGGGAAGCUUGGAUGAUCCUCAAACAACAAAUCACAAAGGGGGAACUCUGUCGAUGCAAUUCCCACAAAAGAGUGAAGGAAAGGAGCUGAAGAUCUUAGUCCAGCCUGAGACUCAGCACAGAGCCCGUUACCUGACUGAGGGCAGCAGAGGAUCAGUGAAGGACCGCACUCAGCAGGGCUUCCCCACCGUUAAGCUGGAGGGUGUGAGCGAGCCAGCAGUGCUGCAGGUGUUUGUCGGCAAUGACGCGGGACGUGUGAAGCCUCAUGGAUUUUACCAAGCCUGCAGGGUAACUGGACGCAACACCACGGCCUGCAAGGAGGUUGACAUCGAUGGCACGACUGUCAUUGAGGUGCCCCUCGAUCCCAGCACCAACAUGACCCUCGCGGUGGACUGUGUCGGGAUAUUGAAGCUUCGUAAUGCUGACGUCGAGGCUCGUAUUGGCGUGGCGGGGUCAAAGAAGAAGAGCACCCGCGCUCGGCUGGUGUUUCGGGUCAAUAUCCCUCGUCCAGAUGGAUCAGUGCUCAUUCUACAAACUCCCUCGUCUUCGAUCCUGUGCACUCAGCCUGCUGGAGUUCCAGAAAUACUGAAGAAGUCCCUUCACAGCUGUUCAGUGAGGGGCGGAGAAGAACUCUUCAUCAUCGGCAAAAACUUUCUCAAAGAUACCAAAGUCAUGUUUCAGGAGAACGUUUCUGAUGAGAAAUCAUGGAAAGCAGAGGCUGAAAUCGACAUGGAGCUGUUUCACCAGAAUCAUUUAAUAGUGAAGGUACCGCCAUACCAGAACCAAGCCAUCACUUCCCCUGUGUGUGUGGGAAUCUACGUGGUGACAAACGCUGGGAGAUCUCAUGAUGUUCAGCCCUUCACCUACACUCCAGAGCCAGUCAAACCAGAUGUUUCUGUGAAGGAAGAGAUUCCCUCUCCAGUGAAGAAUUGUUCUUUCGAGGAGCAAAUUAAAGGUCGAGAUAGUGGAUUGAUGCCUUCAAUGUUGCCUCUAGUAAAGAGAGAGGAUGUUACUCCGAUGGAAGUGACAAGCAACCUCCAAUCCUCUGGAGUAUUUAAGUCUGGAGACCUUUGUCCGGCCCAGCAGACCUUGGAUAUGACAACGGGACAUCUAAAUAAAAGCAGAGCUUUUCCCAACAACCUGUCUCCGUCUGCGGGCAAUCCAGACAAAGGCCCAGCUCCAGUUUUCCCUAACGCUGAGCCUUUAAGCACCAUCCAGAAGCAGGAUAUUGCUGCUAGCAGCUCGUUUCCUGUGCAGGCGGACUCCCUCCUCCAGCAAGGUUCCCAGCAGUUCCUUCUUGAGUCCAGAGAUGGCAUCCGGCAGGAGAGGACAGGCAGCGGUUCUGGGGCUGUCAGGCUCUGCGGGGAACCUGCAACCCAACAGCAGCAGCUGCAACUGUUUCCUCCAGAUGAAGUCGCACAGCUCGAGGAAGCAGUGAGACAACUGAAAGCUGAAGCGUUCUGCAACCUGCCACUUCAGUCUGACAGCUCCAUCGCCAAACAGCAGCAGCAGCAACACAUUCAGCAUCAACAACAGAUCCAAAAACAGCAAAUCCAACAGCAGCAGCAGCAGCAAAUUCAACAACAACAAAUUCAACAGCAGCAGCAAAUUCAACAACAGCAGCAGCAAAUUCAACAGCAGCAGCAAAUUCAACAGCAGCAACAAAUUCAACAGCAACAACAGCAGCAAAUCCAGCAGCAGCAGGCUUUGGAGAAUUUGCAGCGGCAACUGUUCCAGUCCCAGAUUCAGAUGCAGUGUGGCAUGUUCCCAGAUGCUUCUCCAGGAAAAACUGCAGAGCAUCAGGGCUCGUCGCAGGGGGUUGUUCCAAACCAGAGUUCUCUUUUCCAGCAGCCCCAACAGCAACAACAACAACAACAACAGCAGCAGCAAGCAGCUCUUUUUCAACAGGCAAAUGACCUUUCCAUUCAGACCAACUUCCUCCAACAGACACCCUCCCACCCGUCACCACCCAUAUUCCGCAAUCCUGAACCGCAGGAUCCACAGGUGGCCCUGUUUCAGAAAGCCUCCCAGGAGCAGGUCCAAGCUGGUCUCUUUCAAACCACCAUGACAGUCCUGCAGUCUCCAGAGCAGCAGCCUUCAACUCCUGGACUGUUCCUCCCCCAGGCCCCCCUGUCCUGCCAGCUUUCAACAGGCACUGCUCAGCAGCAGCAGCAGCAGCAGCAACAGCAGCAGAUGGCCUACCUGAAUGCCCUGCAGUCCUCCUCUCCUGAGCCACAAGCAGUAUUUCAGGCCCAGGGCCAGAUCUCCCCCAUCCAGCAGCAGAGAAGCCCCAUGGAGCAGCAGCAGCAGCCUUCCCAGCCACAGCCUCACACACAGCCAGCUCAGCCCGCUGCCCUGUUUCAGACCAUCCCCUCACAUCCAUCGGCGAAUGCGCUCUCUCCAGGACAGCAGCAGCAACAGCAGGCUGGUCUGCUCUUUUGCAGCAGUGCCGUGCCCGCCUCAGACCAGGCCUCCAGCCUCCUGUUCAGCAGCCAGGGACAGAUGCCCCCUCCGACCAGCACCAGUCUGGUUUCUCAGGAGCCCCAAAACCCUUCGCUGCUUUUUUCCCAGCCCAGCAUGGUGAACGUUAACCAGCAGGAUCGCUCUGAGCCCAUGGCCUUGGGGAACCCCACCGAUCCGCGGCAGCAAGCCAUGUUUCAGGAGCAGCAGCCCAUGCAGCUGGGCAGCAGCGGCGGUGGCGGCAGCCGGCCGGAGCAGCCUGUCGGCCUCUUCAUGCCCCAGUCCAGCAUGGGCUCGCUGCAGGGGGGACUGUCGCCUCAGGAGCUGUCCCAGUCUGGCUUGUACGCACCACAAAACGGAGUGGCCAACCUCCAGACGACCACCUCCUCUCCGGUUCAACAGCCAGGGACUUUGUUUCAAACAGCUAUGAGUGGAAGGAUCAGUCAGCCCGGCCAGCCUCAGCAGCCAGGCCUGUUCAUCUUCAACAUGCAGAAUGAAUGUGGCCCGAUGAUGAACACGCCUGGAAACACUGUGUCAGACCAAAUCAUCGCCAUCAGCCAGUCUGGUCAGAACCAAAGAGAGAGCGAGGCACACAUCCAGUCGCUGCUCAGCCAGUCGCUGUCUCAGCCCCGGGCCGUUCAGAGCAGCAUGUCUGCCUCUCAGAACAUGGAGAAGAUUGAUGACCUGCUGGUCAGCCUGCAGGACACCGGCAGCAACUUAACUCGUUCAUACUGAGCUUCACACGAGACCAUGGUUUUUAUUUUGUAAAAGUAUAUUUUGAAACGGGACUGAAGGGUCCAGAUAUUUUCCUUUUUAAAUGAGACUCAUGGAUGAAUUAACCUGACAUCAUCUGGUUUUAGUGGCCAUCUCGUGUUCUUAUGCUCCAGGAAAAAAAUGAUUUGGUUCCUUUUAAAAGCCAUGCAUUUAACUGGAAAUAAUGUGAAGGAGAGUUACACGUUUGUUUUAAGUGCUACUGGCGAUGAUGAGUGUCUUUAUACCCACAAUUCUGGCGACAGAAUGAGCAACUUGAAUGAUGGAGACCAUAAAGACAAGUUGACCAAAUUGAUUCAUGCUCACACAGGCAAAGUAGGCAUUACUUAUCUUUCUUAGUCAGCUGAGAAAAAUAAACACAUCUCACAAAUUUAAUGACUGGCUUGCUGUCGUUAAACCAUGAACAAUGUGAGAAAAAUCAUAAUUAGAAAUGUAAAAGUCAGCACGUUUCUUCAGCUUUCUUUGUGGAAAGACCGUUUGUGAAGUUUUGAUAUAUGUGCAGAUCUUCAGUGAUUUUAGCAACACCGCCUUCCAGUGGUUGAGGUGUUUUCUAAAGUGUUCUCCAAAGUUGAGUGCUUUCCUUGAAUAGUGUUCUCUCUAAUCUAUGUAUAUAUAUUUUUUCUUUUUUCUUUCUUGUAUAUUUUGUUGCAUGGAGGCAGGAGUGAAUGGUAUGUUAGAGAGGUCUUCAAACGUUUGGCUGAAUUCGUGGUAGAUUUGGAAGGCAGCUGCACCUGAUGUGGUUUAUAGUUGUUUCCAUCUAGUAAUGCAGAAGUUGUUUUCAAGAAAGUUAGAAAUAGCAAGAAGAUUGGGAAGUCAGUGGUUAGAAAGUCUGUGGCGAUAAAUACGUAUGUCUGAGCUAAUCUGAUGUGUGGUCUGUGUGACUUUUACUUUCAUCGUUGUCGCUGUUUCUUCAAACCCCAUAACAUGCAGGUCUGUAAAAUGGUGAUUGAUCUGAGCUAAAAGCCAAAACACACAUUCGCUUUGUUCUAAAUUUGUUAAAGUCACGAGUUUUGAAAGUGUGGGGCAUUCCCUACCCUGAGAGGCAAUGCAGAGCUUCGGAGGAGGCUAAAAAUCUCAUUUAAAAAAUGAUAAGUAAAAACACAUUUUUUUAAAAAAAUGAAUUUGUUAUACAUUUAAUGGCCACAAAUUUGAAAUUAAAAUUUUGCCAUUAGCAAAAUCAUAUAAAUAUCCACAUUUAUUUAUUCAUCAUUUAACGGAUUGCCAUAAGAUACACGAUGUCUAGACUUUAGAUUUGUGGUCCAGAUUUUAUCAUUUACCUGCAUGUUAUUGUAUGCAUUGUCACAACCAAUGCUGCUCUUUAAAAAAAUAAAAUAAAAUUCCUUCAAGACUGGAGAGGUGAGGAAGAGUGUGGAUCUAGAGAAUGUCAUUUCAGCAAUGUAAUAUAAGUUCAGCCUUCUGGAGUGGAAAGAGUAGAGUGAACUAUACUGUAGCAUUGUCGUGUGUGUUGUGGGUCAGAAAAUGAUUUGCUUAAGUGUCAUUUUGUCAUCUUUUUUUAAAAUUUUUUUUCUGCGUCCGGCACGCAGGAACUGGAAUAAGUAUUCCCAAAGCAGCUUGAGAAGAGCCUUUUCUCCCAUUUUGUGAAUGUGAUGGAUUUGGUGAAUGUUGAGGACGGGGCUUCCUCGUACCAUGUUGUGGUAUUCAGAAGCGAGAUCAGAGCCCAUUUCACAUGUUUUCCUGUAAAUAGAAAUUGGGUCGGUGUCCUCAUCUGAGUGUUGACUCGAGAGUUUGACUCGACUCUUUGCUUUGCGUCGAUCCUGAUGACAGGCCAGUUGGCUCCUGAGCUUUUCUUUUCUUCUGACUUGCAAUGUAACUUUCGGAUCAGAGUAGGCGUGGAUGUAUUUGCCUCUUAAUUAUCUCGCUGAGUUUCUGGCAUGGUGUCCUGCUGUCACACAGUUUUUUUUUUUUUUUUUUUUUUUUGUGUCAGUGUGCUUCUGCAUGUCUCCAUCUUGUGUAAUUUCACUGUGUGUGUGUGUGUGUGUGUGUGUGUGUGUGUGUGUGCGCGUAUGUGUGUGUGUAUACGAACAAGGGGCUGGUCUCUGAUUAUGAUGGCAUUAGCUCCAUAUUAUGCCUGAUUGUUGUCUCUGUUUUGUGUUUGUUUUUUAUUUUUCCAUGUAUAGUUUAUCAACAUGUUAACACCGUUACAUUUUAUAUACUCUGUAGUUGGAGCGAACUGUUGUUGUUUUUUUUUUGUUUGAUGGAGAUGGUGCAAACUUUUGUUAAUGUGACUUGAGGAUCUGUGGUGUGUGUGUUGGAGCAGUCAGAGUAGUUUUUAAAGGGACCCUACUCCUGAAGGAAUCCUGACUUUGGAGAAAAGAGCUGUCUGAGAUUGACUUUCUUCAACUUGUGAAAUAGAAAAGAAGAACUACGAUUUCCAGUGUUGCAUAUUUAUAAUUUUAUUCGCUUGUAGAAAGUCUUUUUUUCCCCACAGUUCAAUUCCUGAGCUUCUUUUGAGAGAAGCAUAUCUAAUUUAUUUGUGUGUUUCUUGUUAUCAGAAUUGCGUGACGGAAUCAUACUUGUGUUUUUCACUUUAACUCAUGAUAGCAAUGUGAUUUGGCCCCCAGACCUUCUGAUUCUUUAACAAGCGCCUCGCGGUGUUGGCGGCGAUGCUUUUAAAUCGGACGUGCUUUGUACACGAAUGAAUAACACGCACAUUCCUCUGUACAGUAUCUCCUGUGAUUUUCACAGGUUGUUUGAAAGCAGCGGCCCUGUCAUCCAUUUGACCGAAUGGUAAAACAGCAGGGGGGAAAAAAAAUGGCAGCAAACAGUUGGACCAACUUAUCUGCAGUAUUUUUUUACAAUGGAAAAUAGUACUGAAUGUGGUUUUACAUUAUGACUUUAAGUGUGUCACUUAGAUCCACAAUGUUGUGAGAUUCACGUCCUGGGGAGGUAAUUACUUUUUUGAAAUUACAGUCUUCUCAUUUGUGCAUUCACAAUGUCGCUGGAGAUAAGAGCGUUUAUGUGUGACUCUUAAACUUUAUACCAACUGUUCCAGAAAAGAGUAAGAUUAUUGACAGGAGUUCUCUCGUUUUUCUUAAGCCGCUACAGAUUAUUUCUUUGUUCCUAGCAAUAGAACAACAUGCAGUUUUCUUUGAGCAUUUCCAGUUAUUUUAUGAGUCACAUGUAUUGAGAGAGAUACAUUUCUUAGGAAAGGUUUCUUCAUAUACUUGCAGAAGUUGUACACGUGCCUUGAGUAGAUGUUGUAGCAGCGAGAUUUGUGCUUUUUCCAUCAAUUAACAUCCCACUGGUCUUGCCAGCCAAGGCUAGUCCUCAUUAUCUAGAAUGUUUAAAGCCAUAACACUAUAAAGUGUGCUUCAUUAGUUUGACAACAGUGAGCAGACCGAUGUGGCUGUGGUGGAUUCAUGUAAUGUGCAAUUUCUGUCUUGCAUCUACAAUGUUGUAACUCGUUUGUACUGAAGUAUCCAUUGCAUUUAUGUUAUUCAACGUAGAUGCAGACAAAUUUUUCUCUGAAACUGCUAUGCAGCUAAUAUAUCUUAAAUGUAGAUCUAUUAGUUUUUAAAUAUAUAUAUUUUUCUAUAUAACCUCUUUGGUUUUCCACGUAAUGGAAAAGCCGGAAUAGAUGUUCUUUCUAUUUAUGUUGCCUUUUGAAUAUUUCCCAAUAGCUUUGAGUGUCGUCUGAUUUUAAUUCCUGAAGUCAAAACGCAAACUUCUCCUCUCAACAACAACAUACGGUGUGUUUUUGUAUUUUAGACACAUGUGAAUGUAUUGUUUUGUGAAUUUAAGAGAAGGUUUUGCCCUGACUUACUGUUUACUAGCACAAUGAUUUCUGAUCUUGCUGAUUUUUCUCAGAGCCUGUGCGUUACACGGUUGCCGUGUGAUUCGUCAAACAGACCAACAAAAAUCAGUCCAAUUAAACCUGUUAUGUUCUGUAUUUUAUCGGUUAUAAAUCCUAUAAAACUCCAGAAUUUCUCUCUGCGCAUUUGUUUGAAAACGUUUUAUUUUACAUAAAUCACUGUUCUGGUAAGUAGUCAAAGGGAGGAACUUUUUUUUUUGUUUCUAACCAAGUAAACAACUGUCAAAUGAUUUGAACCUCUGAUAAAAGGGGUUUGAUAUAUUUGACUUUUGUUGGGACAUUUUUCUUCUCUUGCAAUCUGAUUCCUGUAAAGUUGCUGCUCUCUGUAUUAAACUUGUAUCCUUUGA